AUGCCUACUUCUAUGACCGAUGCUAUUAACCGAGCCGGUAAUGUGACCAAAGAUUUGUUGAGGAGCGGGGUUUUGAGUAAAUCAUCAUCAUCAUCAUCAAAGAGGAAAGAUGUGGCGGAGAGUAGUGGGGUGAGGAAGAUGGGUAGGUUUGACCCUAAGAAUGCUAACCGGAGAAGAGUGAUGGUUGUGGUUAAGCCGGCAAGGAGGCCUUAUGCGGGACCUCAUCCUUUUUGUAACAAGUGUAAUAAGCAUCAUCCCAUUAACAUCCAAUGUGGGGCUUGUUUUAAAUGCAACCAACUCGGGCAUUUAUCAAGAGAUUGUAGAGCACCGGGGACGACCUCAAUGAAUGUGGCUCUUAUUCAAUCCGUCCCUCCUCAUGGUAAUCAACGAAGAGGUGAGUGUUUCGAAUGUGGUAGCCCUCAUCACUACCGCAACAAUUGUCCUCGAUGGGUGGGACAACAAGUUCAAGUAGCCGUCCACCCCAACCAACUACAAAUAGCCGGGUAA
Erigeron canadensis is the source of this 507-nucleotide messenger RNA. RefSeq lists its product as uncharacterized. NCBI's taxonomy places the organism in Eukaryota, Viridiplantae, Streptophyta, Magnoliopsida, Asterales, Asteraceae. The record is from RefSeq and is a predicted model, not a curated record. Gene Ontology annotation, molecular function: zinc ion binding; nucleic acid binding. The coding region runs from base 1 to 507 and encodes 168 amino acids. The transcript has a single exon.